Molecule: messenger RNA, 2205 nt
Organism: Centropristis striata (black sea bass)
Lineage: Eukaryota; Metazoa; Chordata; Actinopteri; Perciformes; Serranidae
Gene: trabd2a
Product: TraB domain containing 2A
Exons: 7
Coding region: 62-1615 (517 amino acids)
Biological process (GO): negative regulation of Wnt signaling pathway
Cellular component (GO): membrane
Molecular function (GO): metalloendopeptidase activity
Source: RefSeq, a predicted model, not a curated record
GAUAGUAGCUGCAACACGUUGUGAAGAAAACACUAGCGUGCACACUGUGGACGGAGCUACGAUGCGGGGCACUUUGGGCGCAUUCAUUCAGUCCUGUGUGAUACUGCUGGUCCGAGCAGACCAGUGGAGGCUCAAGGACUCCGCCAACUGCGAGCUUAACAAGAAACAAGUUGACCUGAACUCCUUCCUCUGGACGAUCAAACGGGACCCUCCCUCAUAUUUCUAUGGUACAAUCCACGUCCCCUACACACGAGUUUGGGACUUCAUCCCUGAAAACUCCAAGCAGGCCUUCCAGGAGAGCAACAUCGUCUACUUUGAGCUGGACCUGACGGACCCGUACACCAUCUCAGCCCUGACCAGCUGCCAGCUGCUCCCUCAGGGGGAGAACCUGCAGGAUGUCCUACCCAGAGACAUCUAUCGGAGACUUAAAAGACACCUUGAGUAUGUGAAACUCAUGAUGCCUUCGUGGAUGACCCCGGAUCAGAGAGGGAAGGGACUCUACGCCGACUACCUCUUCAACGCCAUCGCUGGGAACUGGGAGAGGAAGCGGCCCGUCUGGGUGAUGCUGAUGGUGAAUUCGUUAACGGAGGCAGAUAUUAAGACACGAGGGGUGCCGGUGCUGGACCUGUACCUGGCCCAGGAGGCGGAGAGGAUGAGGAAGAGGACGGGGGCUGUCGAGAAGGUGGAGGAGCAGUGCCAUCCACUCAACGGGCUCAACUUCUCCCAGGUGAUCUUUGCCCUGAACCAGACGUUAUUACAGCAGGAGUCUUUAAGGGCAGGAAGCCUACAGGUCCCGUACACCACUGAAGACCUCAUCAGACACUACAACUGUGGAGAUCUCAACUCCAUCAUCUUCAAUCACGACACCUCACAGGUCCCCAACUUCAAUAAUGUGACACUGCCACCCAGCGAGCAGGUGACCGCCCAGGAAAUAGACAGCUACUUUCGACAGGAACUUAUCUACAAGAGGAAUGAGAGGAUGGGGAAGAGAGUUAAGGCACUGCUAGAAGAACACCCUGACAAGAGCUUCUUCUUCGCCUUCGGAGCAGGUCACUUUCUUGGCAACAAUACAGUCAUUGAUGUGCUUCGUCGCCAGGGAUACGAGGUGGAGCACACCCCUGCUGGGCAGCCAAUAAACAGGAGAUCAUCCAGGCCUGACUCACCAGACUCCGAAGACCUCCAUGAUGAGUCCCCUCUUCUGGAGCCUUUCCUCCACGAGCUCCACCACAAAGAGGACGAUCAGGGGCGUCCCCUGGAGGACGACCUGUUACCCCACAUGCUGCUGCCACCUGAUAGCCUGGAGCUGCUGGAGAAAGCAGAGAGGAGAAUGCUGAAGAAGAAGAGGAGGAACAAGCAGAAGAAGCAGCAGCACAGACACUUUAAUGACCUGUGGGUUCGCAUCGAGGAGAGCAGCAUGGUUCAAUCUCCACCUCCCCCGCUGGUUCGCAUCAUCAAUGGUUACAUCACAGUGAAGCCACCUGACAGAGUCCACAGCCACCACAACUACCAGCACAUACCUUCGGCGUCGACCACCUCCUCGUCCUCACCGUCUUUACUCGUCCUCCUCUGCACAUUGCUUACAGUCAUCCCACAGACAUGGACUGCCAUGCUCUAGUAGAGCAUUUAUUGGGACUCUAUAAAAGCAAUCAGCCUUGUUGAGCAUAAACUCUUCACAUGCGGUGGUUUCAGGUAUCACCCAGGUCUGAUCGUGCAUCAUAAGACCAAGAGGAGGCUGCGAAAGCGUGCAGAGACUCUCGGAGACUGAUCAGGAAAAAAUAAAGCAUGGAGAAUGGAUGUGAAAUCAGCUCUGGCUGUCAGGUAACAGGACACUCCACGGAUGUUAGGUUAGAUAAAGUUUGUGCUGAACUGUAAAUCAUGUCAAUAGAGCGUGUCUCUUACAAAUUGAGGCCUCUGUGAGCAUGUAAGUCCAGUUUCUUGGAACAUAAAGGUUACAUAAGGGUUUUUAACACACAGCAGGAAAGAAAAGUAGAAGCUCACAAACAAGGAAGUGUUAUCAGACAUUCCCUUAGUGUGACAAAAAGACACACAACAUUCAAAACCUCGGAGAAUAUGAGAUCUCAGACUGUUGCUGUGAAUGAACACAAACAUUGCUGAGACUAUUGCUGAAUAUCAAAUAACUUCAAUAAGUUCAACUGGAACCAUAUGUCCUUACUGUGUGUGUGUGUGUGUGUGUGUGUGUGUGUG